UACCAUGGACAGCGCCACAAGAGGCAGCCGAGUGGCUUCCUGCCAGCCCUCGAAGCAGCGGCUCCCGUUUUAAAGCCCGCGACUUGGUCGGCAGCCUCGCUCUUCUCUCUCCCGCUUCGGAAACUUUGCCUUGCGGCGCCAGGUCUAAGGUGCUUGACUCUGUUAUCCUUUGGAAGUGUUUUUGAUUCUUGGGCUCCAUAAAAAGGAUCAGAAGUGACACAAAUAUGCCUAUCCUAGAGAAAGCCACACGGAAGAAGGAAAAUGAUACUUGCAGUCAAGAUAAGAUGAUACUACCCAAACUUCCAGUCCCACCGCUGCAACAGACGUUACAAAUGUAUCUUCAGUGCAUGAAACAUUUGGUAUCCGAAGAACAAUAUAAGAAGACAAAGGCCAUAGUGGAAAGGUUUGGAGCAGCAGGAGGUAUGGGAGAGGUCCUGCAGCAAAAACUUCUAGAAAGACGGGAACAAAUGGAGAACUGGGUUCUAAAGUACUGGCUAGAUGAUAUGUAUCUUAACAACCGAUUGGCUCUUCCAGUCAAUUCCAGCCCUGCAAUUAUCUUCGCUCGCCAGCAUUUCCAAGAUGCGAAUGACCAACUGAGGUUUGCUGCCAAUCUCAUUUCAGGAGUUCUUGAUUACAAAGCUCUCUUGGACACCCAUGCUGUACCUGUUGAUUUUGCUCGUGGACAGCUGUCUGGUCAUCCUCUCUGUAUGAAGCAAUACUAUGGACUCUUUUCUUCCUAUCGUCUUCCAGGACAUACCAGAGAUACCCUUGUGGCCCAGAAAAGCAAUAUCAUGCCAGAACCAGAACAUAUAAUAGUUGCUUGUAAUAAUCAGUUUUUUGUUUUAGAUGUUGUCAUUAAUUUCCGCCGUCUCAGUGAGGGGGAUCUGUUCACUCAGUUACGGAAGAUAGUCAAAAUGUCAGAGAAUGAAGAAGAAAGACUGCCCCCAAUUGGUCUCCUAACCUCCGAUGAAAGGACAGCAUGGGCUGAAGCCCGGACAAUCCUCGUAGAAGAUUCUACUAACCGAGAUUCGCUUGAUAUGAUUGAAAGAAGCAUAUGCUUAGUAUGCCUUGAUAGCCCAAGUGGGGAGGAACUCAACGACACCAACAUGGCUUUGCAACUUCUUCAUGGGGGAGGCUACAACAAAAAUGGUGCCAACCGUUGGUACGAUAAACCCAUGCAGUUUGUGGUGGGAAGAGAUGGAGUCUGCGGAACCGUGUGUGAACAUUCCCCUUUUGACGGAAUUGUCCUGGUACAGUGCAUUGAACAUCUGCUUAAGCACAUGAAAGAAGGUGCAAAGAAAUUGGUCAGAGCUGAUUCAGUGAGUGAACUUCCUGCUCCAAGGAGACUAAGGUGGAAAUGUUCUCCAGAAAUUCAGGGACACUUGGCAUCAUCAGCAGAAAAACUUCAAAGGAUGGUGAAGAAUCUUGAUUUUCUUGUUUACAAAUAUGAAAACUAUGGAAAGGAGUUUAUCAAGAAACAGAAGAUGAGCCCAGAUGCAUACAUCCAAGUAGCACUACAGCUGGCAUUUUACAGAUUGUAUGGGAGAUUUGUUCCCACCUAUGAAAGUGCUUCCAUACGCCGGUUUGAAGAGGGAAGAGUGGAUAACAUCCGAUCUGCAACUCCUGAAGCUUUAGCUUUUGUAAAAGGAAUGAUUGAUAAAAGAUCAUCUCUACAGGACUCUGAGAAAAUGCAGCAAUUUAAGGAUGCAAUAACUGCUCAGACCAACUAUACUAUUUUGGCUAUCACAGGAAUGGCAAUAGACAAUCACUUGCUGGGGCUGCGAGAGACAGCCCGUGAACACUUCAAGGAACUGCCAGACAUAUUUACUGAUGAAACAUAUUUGACAAGCAAUCGAUUCAAUCUCUCCACUAGCCAGGUUCCAACCUCCAUGGAAAUGUUCUGUUGCUAUGGGCCUGUGAUUCCUGAUGGGUAUGGUGCUUGCUAUAAUCCACAGCCAGAGCAUAUAUUAUUCUGCAUUUCAAGUUUUAAAGACUGUAAAGAGACAUCCUCUAGCAAAUUUGCCAAAGCCAUUGGAGAAAGUCUUACGGAUCUGAAAGCGCUGUGCAACACAUCCAACUCAACUAAGAUUAGCACCCCAACAAAACAAGGAGCAACCUCAACAUCUCAGCAUGGUCAUAAGUGCUAACUACAUGUGUGCUGUAACCUUUUAUUUUAUCCAUUCUGCAGAUGCUUCUGUAACUAGAAUGGUGUAGAUGUACAAAUGCAAGCUAUUAGCAUCUAUUUGUUGAAGAUAGGAAGUUUAAAUUUAUCUUUAACUAUAAUUUAUACCCAUAUUUAUCAAGAUAAUUUAAAUUAUCUAUAAAGCUGUGUCAGAUUACAUGAUACAUUAAGCAUGGCUGAGAUCCUGACUAAUGGUACACUUGCACAGUGAACAAAGCUGUGCUACAAUGUUGUGCAAGUAUUGUGCAACAGUGAUUGUGCAAUAUGCUGUUGAACAAUCUUGAGUAAUGGUGUUGUGAAAUAGUCUUAAGGAACAAUGCUGUGGAACGGUUGUUGGGCAACAAUGCUGUGGAACAGUUGUUAUGAAAGGAGUAGUUUCAGACAGAUGUUCUUUUCUUUGUACAAAAUCCAUGCACUAUAUCAUUAAGCUAAUACAACAGCAUUAUACUAGCACAAGGGUUCCCAACCUGGGGUCCUCAGAUGUUGCUGAACUACAACUCCCACCACCCCCAGUCACAAUUUAUUAUGGCUGAGGAUGAUGGGAGCUGUAGUUCAGUAACAUCUGGAGGAACCUGGGUUGGGUACCCCUGUACUAGCACAACACUAGUCUGGAAUGCAAGGUCCCAGUGUAGCAGAACUCACCUGUGCAACAUUAUUGCACAAGCACACCAUUAGUUAAGAUACCAGCCAUCAUGUAUUUAUUUUAUAUAUUUGCACCCCAGUUUUAAGAUACAAUGUUCAUAAGAUGGCUUCUAUAAUGUAAAAACACAGUAGAACACCCAACAAAAUCAAACAGUAAAAACACAUCUACAAUGGGGAAAAUGUUUUUCUUUUCUUGAUUAAAUAGCAGCUAAUGGGUGUGUGUAUGAUCUGGAUUGGAACCAAGAUUGGGAGAAGGGGUUUUGCCUCUCUCCACUGUGGUUCCAGUCUGGAUUAAGCCCCUUCCCUUUGUGCUUGCUAUUUGCCCUGAGAAUCUCCCAUUGGCAACAAUGGGAGUUUCCCACUGAGAUCAAAUAGUAGAAGUAAGCGGGGAGCAGAUCCCAGUUCGGACUGCAAAAAGGCUAAAGUUCCCUCCAUGCCACAGACCCAAUCAGGAUUCGGUGCCCUCCAUGGCUGCUAUUUAGUAAAGAAUGGUUAAUCAUGUCAAAGCCAAUGAUACAUUUAACUUAACAUGUCGUUUGCCUGUGGUUCUGCACAAAAAUUAUGCAAAGUAUUGAUCUGAGAAAUUGAACUAAGUACAACUAAUCUUGUUUGUUUAGAAAAACCUGGUUGACAUGUAGUAUUUUAUUAGAGUGUGGCACACAACUGGUAAUAUUCUUCUGCUAGGAAGCCAAACAUUCCUUAUCAAGCAUUCCCAAUUAAGACUCCUAGCUUGAGUCCCCCCAUGUUUUAAAGGAUGUGUGUCUGUCCACCCUUCACACCCAAUGUGUUUACCAUGGUUAACACCAGUGUAGCCAUGGCAGACAUAAUUACUGCAUGUGAAGUGGGUUGAAGUCUUUUUUUUUUAAUUUCCCCACAGAAAUUCCACUUUGCUUGAUCAUUUGAGAGACAAAAUGAUGCUAUGGACAGAGUUCUGGACAUGAAUCAGGUUCAGAUCCCUGCUCAGCCAUAGAGCUCAGUGAUUGACCGUGCGCCAGUCAUGCUUUUUCAGCUUAACUAAUCACAGCGUCCUUGUGAAGACAAAAAGGGAAUAGUAAGCCCAAGCAAUACUGAACUGAACUCCACUGGAGAAGGAUGUGAUACAGAUAUUAGUAAGUGACUUGUGGAAGUUUCAGGAUAUGAGAAGCUGCUGUUUGAAAAAUAAAAACCCCAGAGAAACCCUAUUGUGCAUAUGCUCAAAGGACUCUCUGAAUCACCUCAUGUUAAUUAACUUAUUAGCUAGCAGACAGAAUAAAGUCUGUGGAAAAAAUGCUUAUGUCCUCAGGUACAGUAUAUUUUUGUAUAUUCUCCACUGUGAAUCUUAAUUAGUGAUUUCUGUUGUAAUAGUUUUAGUGGAAAGAGAUGUCAAAGCUACUGUUGCUUUAGCUUUGAUCCAGAGGGCUACACAUCAGACUCUGGAGCUCUUCUCACAAUCAGUGAAAAGAGCUCUGGGGCAGUCUGUGGGGAGAGUGGGUUACACUUACCCUCCCCACAGAUAAUCGUCCUUGCUUCCCUGGGCGGGUGGAUUUCCCACCCAGAUGGCUGGUGGCUGCUCCCUGCAGCUCCGAGGGUCAGGGUGCUGGGACACACCACUGUGCAUUGCCCUGCACACACCCCCGGAGCUCUAAUAAUGCACCGAGCAAGUGCGUGGUGCAUUAUUGGGAUCCCCUCCCGCACGAGUGUGCUAGCCACAGCUGCUGACACACAAGUAAAUAAGUGAGGGUAAGGGAGCGUUCAUUCCUUUAACCUCAUUUUAAAGGGCAGCUACUUAGGCAGGCUUCCCAACAUGUAGGAUCAGACCCGAUCCCGGCGACUCACACGUGCAUGCAAAACCAGGCUGGGCUCCGAGCCCAGUUUUGCACGCGCAUGUGAAUAGCCUCUCUGGUAUACUUACAAGUUUCAGGAGAGCUUCCACAUCCUCUUUUUGAAAGCUGUGGUGCACAUCAUCUUCCAAGCCACAUACAACCAUGAAAUGUGUGUCAGCUUAAAAAGUGACCUGUGACACAGCUCAAGAAAAAUGAGGUCUAGUGUGUGGACAUACAAUCACAUACAUAUGGUUUUUCUGGAUUGCACCCAUUAGUGUCAAUGACCUAUGGUGCUAUUUCACUGUUUUCCCAACAAUUUAUGUAUUGUUAAGAUAUUGUACCAACAGGUGUUUUCCCCUUGGCAAAUAGCAGCCAUGUUGGACCCAAUCCAGACUGGGACCAUAACAGGGGUAGGGUUAAAGCCCCCUCUGCCUUGGAUCUGAUCCAUGUGGGGCCCAAUCCAGUUGCUAUUUAACAUGGGAGGCAGGGGAACAAGCACGUGCUUGCACAAUACAUAUUUAAAUUGACAUCUAGUUUGACCCUUAUGUGUACAAUUUUAUUGAGAUCCAGAUGCAUUUUUAGCCCCUGGUGGUGCAGUGGUAAAACUGCCGCCCUGUAACCAGAAGGUUGCAAGUUCGAUCCUGACCAGGGGCUCAAGGUUGACUCAGCCUUCCAUCCUUCCGAGGUCGGUAAAAUGAGUACCCAGAAUGUUGGGGGGCAAUAUGCUAAAUCAUUGUAAACCGCUUAGAGAGCUCCGGCUAUAGAGCGGUAUAUAAAUGUAAGUGCUAUUGCUAUUGCUAGCUUUGAUUCUUGCAAGCCACCUGGCAGCUUGAGCUUGUCAAAGGGUUAACACAAGUGCCAAAUUCAACACAAAGAAUCUUAAACAAAGCCCUGUACAACAUGGUACCUCCUUUUUUCUGGGACUACUUCCCACACUUCAGGUUUAGCAUUAAAACACUGUAGCAUAGAAAUGCCCCGGACUCACUGAUUUGGGCUCCAACAAUGGAAACUCAAUUAAAAUGGGAUAUAAUGGGAACUUCAGUAUCAAAAGUACUGUUGAGCCAGGGACUUCAAACUCAGUACACUAGUUUCUGGUUGAAUCUGGGUCUGUACAAAAUAUGUGUAAUUUGGGUAAAGCUCAUUUUCAUGUGCUGUCAAAAGACGUGUGGCUGAGUUCUGCAUGUCAUAUUAUCUGUGCACCCUCGCUGUGAACAUGUUGUGUCAUGUAAUAACUGUUGCAGUGAGCUGAGGUUUUGUUUUGUUUUGUGGAUUUCUGGAAGUUGUUAGUACUUGAUAACUUCAUCUGAACUUAGCCAUAUUAUAGCAGUAGACUGCAAUUUUAUUAUCCAGUUUUGAAAUAUAUAUAUAUGUGUUUCUAUGCAAAGUUCGCAGAAAGUUCUUUUACAGGAGUUCAUCUGUGGAAGAAUUAAUCAUGUACAGUAUGUACUUUGAAGAGUUAUGGGCAGACUGAAUUUCUCUUGAGAAAUAUUAUAUUCAUUUAGGUUUAGAAGAGAGUAAAGAAAUAUUCUUCCCCAAUUGUACUUUGCCUCUACUGAAACCAAACCAGAGACACUCUGGAACUGAGUAGCAUAUCAGCAGAUAGCAGCUGCUAGAUUCUGGCUGGGUAGCACUGGAGGGAAUUUGAGUUCUGAUCCUUGAUCAGCCAUAGAGCUCACUGGGUAACCUUCAGCUAGUCACUCUCACAGCCUAGCCAGUCUCACGGGGUUGAUAAAAUGGAGGCAAACAGACAUAUGCUGCCUGAGCUUCUUGGAGGAAGGGCAAGACAAAAAUUUAACCAAUAAUAUCAUCUAUUCUGCUGGGUCCGUUGCCAUUAAAACCAGCACACAAUAUUUGUGUGUAUUGCAAGUAUCAGAGGCAGUGAAACUAUGGGCAGUUUGUUUCAUUAUGUUGCACACAUAAUGGCAACAAGAAAGUAGGAAGGAGGAACUACUGGUUCCUGGUGAGCAAGCGCUCCCAAUACUUCUUCCUCUUUCUAUGUCAUCCGAUCCCACUAGGUCAGGUGGGCGGUGUCAGGUUCCCUCUGCCACCCAAUAUUUGCCACCCCAACUGUUGGUCACAAAUGUUGGGGCGGGUGGGGUGGGAGACCUGAAACUGGCAACGUGACUUUUCUGGGCCCGGACAACACAGAAAGGAGCAGAAGUAACCACUUGUACUUCCUCCGCUCACCAGGAACUAACUGCAGUUUCCUCAUCAUUAUGUAUGAAGCCACCCAAUAUAUAUAAGCCGCUGUCCCUUAUUUCAAUAGCUGUAGCAUUUCAGAAUUAACGUUACAUGCAAUAUACAGAUGCAUGCCACAUAAGGCUAUAGUCACAUGAUUUAUAGAAGAUUGCAAGAGUUUUCCUGAAUUUUCCAAGACAUUUAUUUUUUUAUUUUUCAUUCUAGUAUAUAUGAGACCCCUUUGUUGCAGGAUUUAUUUAGGCAAGCUGUCUCAAUGGAGCUACAAACAAAUACCGAAUGGCUAUAUAUUCCAACUUUCUAUAUUGUGUGAGUUACAAUAUAUAUAAAGUUAAUAUUUUAGUGAUAUUUUAUUUUUAUAAAAUAGUAUAGAUUUAUGGCAAAUCUAAGGUGCUUUGUUUAGUCUGAGCUAUAUUUUAUGCUUUGGUGUAUUUAAAACAUUCUCAUAGACAAUAUCAAAGUGAACUGUACCUUGACAUAAUAAAUUCAGAAUAUGAUAAUUCUAUAGUCAAUAAAUAGUAUAUCAA
Messenger RNA from Hemicordylus capensis (graceful crag lizard), 7349 nucleotides. RefSeq names its product choline O-acetyltransferase (gene CHAT). Gene Ontology annotation, biological process: neuromuscular synaptic transmission; acetylcholine biosynthetic process. The transcript is spliced from 15 exons. NCBI's taxonomy places the organism in Eukaryota, Metazoa, Chordata, Lepidosauria, Squamata, Cordylidae. The record is from RefSeq and is a predicted model, not a curated record. The coding region runs from base 225 to 2147 and encodes 640 amino acids. Gene Ontology annotation, cellular component: cytoplasm; neuron projection. Gene Ontology annotation, molecular function: choline O-acetyltransferase activity.